CAACCAGCUAACAACGGCCAGAUUUCAAGAGGCAAAGUUUCAAUUUCGUACGAACCAAGCAAAGAUCACUACUGUCGCUCUGGUAGGCCUAAGACAAGGCAGCGAAGGAUCCGUUAGCGGCAGCAGUAACUGAAAUACAACAGCAAAAACAACAAUAAUCAUAUGUAAAAUGACUAUGUUCGACUGAUUUCUAAGAGUCGAGCUGAACCGUGUUUAUGGGGAAAUACAUAUGAAAAAAGCCCGGAGGAGGGUAGCAAAUGACCGCCCUUAUGGAAACACUGCACUAGGCACAGGCGUCCAUUAAUUAUAUCUGUGCAUAUAAUCGAAUGCGUCAGCAAAUGACGAGCCUUAGAUGUACUUCAUUAGGUGCAAAUAUGUCUGUAGGUGGAACUGUAUGCUGAAAUAUGGCUAUAUCCGUAAACACCCCGUUCCGUGAACAAUUGGACAAUAAGCUCUGCUCGUUCACAUUGGCGGAUAACAGUGGUGCACCGAAGAAGGUUGGCUGGUCGGAUUCCGGACGUGGCAUUCGUUCUGGAUGUCAUCCAAGAUGGCAAAUGAUAAUCGUCCCGCUAUGUUCAUCUAAUAGACCUCACCGGCACGGGAGACCAUGAAGUUCUCCCGCCAACACCGAGCCAGCCUAAAGGUGAUACUGUUGUGCUGCGUGUGGUAUUCGAUUUCAUCGACAAACAACGUGAUCGGCAAGGUCGUUUUGACUAAUAUGCCAUUUCCUCUGACAGUUACUAUCGUUCACCUGGGCUCAAUCGCGCUAUAUUCAGGGCCCGUAUUAGCACUUAGCGGUGUUCGACCACAACUGGAGAUGGACUGGUCGACUUGGUUCAAGUGCAUAUUGCCGUUGGUACUUGGGAAAUUCUUCACAUCCCUCACGUCUCAUGUGAGUCUUUGGAAGGUGCCCGUUUCGUACGCUCAUACAGUUAAGGCAACGAUGCCCCUCUUUACGGUGAUCCUCUCAAGGAUCAUACUAGGACAAAAACAAACAUUACCCGUGUAUUUAUCGCUUCUACCUAUCAUCUCCGGAGUGAUUAUUGCUACCGUGACCGAGAUCUCAUUUGACAUGCUUGGUCUUAUCGCUGCUCUCAGCUCGACGAUUGUGUUCGCGCUUCAGAAUAUCUACACGAAGAAGGUGAUGCGCGAAAGCGGAGUUCACCAUUUGCGCCUUUUACACAUUUUAGCGCGUUUCGCAUUGUUAGCCUGUUUACCCAUAUGGUUAGCGUUUGACGCGCCUCGACUCGUCCGGAAUCGAGAGCUCACUCGGCACACAGAUUUCAUCACAAUAAUUUUGCUUUUUGUUGACGGUCUCCUGAAUUUUGCGCAGAACCUAGUUGCCUUCACGAUGCUCAACAUGUUGUCACCUCUUACCUACUCUGUCUGUAACGCGGCUAAACGUAUCUGCAUAAUCAGUUUUUCCCUGUUGAUGCUACACAACCCGGUGACGGCGGCCAACGUGUUCGGCAUGACCCUUGCGAUUUUUGGGGUUCUACUAUAUAAUAAGGCCAAGCAGGACGCUCAGCGAAGUAAAGACCUGCCAACUCAUCACCAGAUGGUCACCGGACCGGCAGGCUCCAUUGUCAACCUGGAUGGGUCUAAGGCCGGAGCAACUCUGCCUCAACCCAUGAACGGUUUCGUCAUAUCAAAGCCGGCAAAUAACAUUCUGUUCGAACAUGUGUUCUCUAAUAACAACACACAGUACAUACCGCUUGUACACAGCUGACACUAGACUUCAACAGAGGACCAUGUUUUUUAGCGUUUGUCUUUUUGUUGUUGUAGAACUCCCUUAAUCACCUGUAUUAUAUUCGGCGAGCUACGCAUGUUUGUAUUCGCCAGUGUUAUUGCUAUAAAGGUAAGGUUCUUUAUAAGGUUUAUUUUGAAACUGUGCUGUACAAAGGUGCGCCAGAAUAAUGUGAUUCGCGCAUCGCGCGUAUAAUCAGUGAUCGACUCCGUGAUGGAGGUAAGUGAAAACACGAAACGACAACAAUAUCCGAUGAGCUAGCAAGAGUUUUUCUGGUAAUUUGCCUACUGAAUAUCCUAUCUUUUUUCUUUGUUGUUCCUGGCAUAAGGCACAACGAGCAGGCUACAACAGAUUCGAAUGACCAUCGAGUUGUCACGAAUAGCGAGAAAAACGACGGUCCUCCGUCGUAGUUUGAGGAAAUUUGGGGUAGAUAGGACGCGAAAGGAUGUGUGAGUGUAAUUAAAGGAUGAAUGUAUCGAUGAAUAAGCGAGCGAGUGGGUGGAGAUUGCAUUUAUAAUAGUAUUGGUUGUGUAAUUUUUCUAUCCUGAAUUGUUUCGCAUAUCUUAAACUGGAGUGGUGUUUUCAGGCUCAUAUUGCUGGACACUGUUUCAUUUGAGACAAUAAACUGAUUUUAUUUAAAA
Varroa destructor (honeybee mite) is the source of this 2388-nucleotide messenger RNA. RefSeq names its product solute carrier family 35 member E1 homolog. The record is from RefSeq and is a predicted model, not a curated record. Lineage: Eukaryota; Metazoa; Arthropoda; Arachnida; Mesostigmata; Varroidae.